UCACCUCUUCUAUAUAAACAGUAAAACACCUUUCUCCCUAAGUAAAACACCUUUCUCUCUCAUCCCCAAACCAUGGCCGUCGCUCUCUCACUCCUCAUCUUCUCUCUCAUCUCCGCCUCCCUCCCCGCCCCCUCUCUCGCCGCCACCGCCAUCACCAGAGACCACAUCGCCUGCACAAUGUGCUCAUCCUGCGACAAUCCCUGCCAACCGAUCUUCUCUCCUCCGCCUCCGGAGCCAGUCCUCUCCCCUCCACCGCCGGAGCCGGUCCCCUCCCCUCCGCCACCUUCUCCGCCGCCGCCAUAUGGUGUCAAUUGUCCCCCUCCGCCUUCGCCGCCCUGCGACGGAGGCUGCGGAGGCGUCUACUACUAUCCGCCGCCUCCACCUUCCGGCGGCGGCACGUACUAUCCACCGCCAAACCCUAGCUCCACCGAUUACCCCACUCCGACGCCGCCGAAUCCAAUUAUGCCGUAUUUCCCCUUCUAUUACUACAAUCCGCCGCCGUCGAACCCCCACACUGACGAUUUCAAUUCCGCUCAAUCCACAACUCACUCCAAAUUUCCGCCUCUUCUCAUCGCAAUUUCACUCCUUUUACUCCUUUAAUUUCAGAAUAGCAACAGCGAAACCAAGUAUACUAUAAACAGCAACUCCUUAAUUCAAUUCUCACGGAUUUACCUUUUCCUUUUCCUCCUUUUGCAAAUUGCGAAGAUUUUCAGGUCAAUGCGGAUGAGUAUCGGAGCUGCGGCGGAGGGAAUUCAUCUUCAUAUAAUGAAGUUGCAGAUUAAUUAUUCAGUGUAAUUUUUCUAUAGCUGUUGAUUAUUAUUGGUAGAAUAAGGCGUAUGUAAAUUGAAGUGUUACGCUAUAGCUAAAUUAUUUGCCAAAAAUAAUAUAAUCACCAAUAAUUGUAAGACGUAGCUUUAAUUUUGCAAAAAAGUAAUGGUACUUUUCAUCGUCAUCAGCAAUUCCAACUGUAAUUACAAUGACUAUUUUCGUUGCGAUGAAGAUCUGUCAUUUGUA
Salvia splendens (bonfire salvia) is the source of this 1014-nucleotide messenger RNA. Its product is annotated as leucine-rich repeat extensin-like protein 6. The record is from RefSeq and is a predicted model, not a curated record. Bases 73 to 600 code for a protein of 175 amino acids. NCBI's taxonomy places the organism in Eukaryota, Viridiplantae, Streptophyta, Magnoliopsida, Lamiales, Lamiaceae. The transcript has a single exon.